AUGGCGGCCGACGACCUCAUCAACUUCGACGAGAUCGAACCUCACAAGGAGAACAUCCAGCGCGUGCAAGGCGGCCGGUCAGCAAGAGCGCUCGCAGCCGUCCUCUCACCCAGGAAUGCCGACAAUGCAUUGAAGCCCAUCCCCUCAGACCAAGAGAAGAUCAAUAACGUCAAGCGGCAAGAAUUCGAAAAAGAGCUCGAGACCAUUGACGAGUCGGACGACCCGCUCGACGUCUACGACCGCUACGUGAAAUGGACAUUCGACACAUACCCCAACCCCGCUUCGCAGCAAUCACAGCUGCUGCCGCUGCUCGAGAGAGCAACCAAGGCGUUCCUCAAGUCGCCGCACUACAAAAACGACCCGCGCUACCUCAAGCUCUGGCUCAACUACAUCAAGCUCUUUUCCGACGAGCCGAGGCAGACGUUCGCCUUCUUGGCCCGCCACAACAUCGGCGACGGCCUCGCGCUCUUUUACGAGGAAUUCGCCGCAUACUUGGAGACGCAGGGACGGUGGAACCAGGCCGAAGAGGUGUUCUCGAUGGGCGUUGACAAGGAAGCGCACCCGCCUGCCCGCCUCUUGCGCAAGUACGGCGAGUUCCAGCAGCGCAUGGAGGCGCGCGACCAGGACAGCAACGGCCCGUCGAGCCCCGCUCUUCCGGUCGUCAGGGCGGCGCUGGCGGACAAGGGCGACGCUUUCGGCCCGGCCACCGGCUCGCCCAACCCUCAAGGGGGCGCUACGACCAAGAAGAAGGCAAAGAUGGCCAUCUUCGCCGACUCGGAGGAGCCGAAGCAGUCCGUCUUGGGCGGCGCUGGCAGGAAGGGCGAGUCGCUCCAGACGAUGGCGGAGCGCAGGAAGGAGAACAAGCAGGAAGCGCAGGCUUGGGCAGGGCAGAAGCUCAAUGGGGGCAAGAGGAACGUCGGCGCGGAGAAGCUGAUGAUCUUCAAGGACCAGUCCGUAUCAGAAUCUCUUCUUGCAGAGAAUAGCUCCAUGCGUGAAGCUCAGCAAACCGUCAACCCGCGGACGGGCAAGAUCGAGCGCGUCUUCGUGAACCUAGAGGCUGUGUACCCGAAUGCGGAUGACCCCAUGGCCGCCGAGUUUUGCUUCGAGGAGCUCCGGGCGAGGCACAGGGGAUGGAUGAAGUACGACUGGAAAGCAAUCAACCGCCGGGAUGCGGAGCAGCGGAAGCAAGAGCAGGCCAGAAAGCAGAACACGGAGAGGAAAGCGCUGAAGCCGAAAGACCCGCAGCAGUCUCCGGUGAAGGACCCGGCUGCUAUGCUUGCUAAAGGUUUGAAGCAGAGCGUUGCGCUCAACGAUGUUAACGAUGAGAAUGCACCGCCGUCGCAGGAAGAAAUUCAGAGGGCUAAGCUGCUGAAGAAGCAGCGCAAGGAGGAGCGUGCGAACCGGACGAGGAAGAUCAAGGUCAUGGAAGUUCAAAAUGAGACGCAGACGAUACGAGCAAACCUUGGCUCCCCGACAGGCCACAAACCGGUGAGGAGAAAGAAGACUGCGGAGCCAACAAUGACGAUCAACACCAAAGAGGCCAUGGACGAAAUCUAUGGCAUCUUCAACCAGCCUCUUAAAGCGGCCAAGGAGGAGUCUGAAGAGGAGGAAAGUGAGGAAGAGAGCGAUGACGAUGACACGUACACCAGCGGAGGUGAGAGUACUUGCACUGGUAGGAUGUCCGGCACGGAGAGCGAAUACGGGGACGAGACGACGCGAGGCGACUUCACCAUGAGGAGCGCAAUGGACGACGACGAUACCAAUGCCAGCCGGGCGAGCGCAUGGUCAGAGUUUACGGAAAGCAAGCAUGUGCCCAGAGACGAAGAUUCGGAAGAAAGCGGGUCGGAAGAAGGUGAGAGCGAAGAAGAGACAGAAAAAUCGACGAUGCAAGUCCACGAGGACGAAGGGUAUGGAGGCUCACAAGAACCAGAGGACCUCCACACGCCGACUUCACCUCAACAUAAACCGACAAGCUUCGUCCCUGUACCGCCGGAAGACGUCGAGGUUCCUAGAUGGACGUAUCGGGACCAAGUGCAAAUGGCUAACAACCGUCUGCCGUUCAUGACGCCCAUCGCUGAAAAGACCGAGUCGUCGCUCGGUGCCGCGACGGUGCUGGCAGAGCAGAAGGACUUUUUCAACGCGAAGACGCCGAGCCGCCAGCCAGGAGGAAAGACACCUACUAUCCUGGAGGAUCAGACCGAAGACCUCAGCGGAUCGUUCAACGAAAUCUUGGAAGAAGCCCUGAAAGAGAAUGGCGGCAGAAUGAUGCAACCCGCUCUGCCCAAGCCCAAGGACUCGAGGUCCAAGCCCGCUCCUCUGGGCGUCUCGAAAUCAACCGUUGCGCAGGAGGCCAAGGACGUCCUGCCCAAGGGUCCCCUCAUCCAGGACAAGCAGUGCAACCCCGUAGAUGAGCACAUCCGCCAGACGAUCUUGGAGAACGUUCACCCGCCGCUUUCGACUUACGACGGAUACCACGCCGAGCUUGACCGUUCUUUCGGCCGCCACGCGGAGAUCAAGAAGUUCACCAAGGCAAUUGCCAAGGCGAAGAAUGGUGGUGACAGGACUGGAGGCAACUUCGUCGCCCCGACUAUCUACUUCGACGGCGGCGACAGGGAAUACACCAUCAAGCGUCAGCUCGGCGAAGGUGCAUUCGCUCCCGUGUACCUUGCCGAAAGCAGAAACAUCGGCAUGGAGGUGGAUGAAGACGAAGGGCCAGCGCAGAUGGGCAAGGGCGCAUUCGGCGCUCUCACGCGCAAGCCGCUCGAAGCCAUCAAGAUGGAAGACCCGCCCUCUGCCUGGGAAUUCUACAUCAUCCGCCAGGCGCACCGUCGUCUGGGCGUGUCCCGCGCCGCCGAGUCGAUCAUCCACGCUUACGAGAUGCGCAUGUUCCGCGACGAGUGCUACCUGGUGCUCGAGUACCGCGACCAGGGCACGCUCCUGGACCUUGUCAACGUCGCCCGCGCCGAAAUCACGACCGGUGGGCCCGGCGUCAUGGACGAGCAGCUCGCCAUGUUCUUCUCCAUCGAGCUGCUGCGCACCGUCGAGGCGCUGCACGCCAAGGGCAUCAUCCACGGCGACCUCAAGGCCGACAACGUCCUGGCCCGCCUGGAAACAUCGAUGACGGAUGGCCAGUGGUCGUCGCAGUACCGCGCCGACGGCUCGGGCGGCUGGUCGCGCAAGGGCAUCUCGCUCAUCGACCUGGGGCGCGGCAUCGACAUGCGGGCGUUCCGGCCCGAAGUGCAGUUCAUCGCCGACUGGAAGACGACCGAGGCCGACUGCGCCGAGAUGCGUGAGAUGCGGCCCUGGACGUUCCAGGUCGACUACCACGGGCUCGCCGCCACCAUCCACUCGCUACUGUUUGGCAAGUACAUCGAGACGGUUGCUGAAAGAGGUGCGGCCCUCGGUGCGGGCGCGACGAAGACGUAUCGCCUCCGUGAGAGCUUCAAGCGCUACUGGCAGACGGAGCUGUGGGCUGAGCUGUUCGACCUCUUGCUCAACCCGACCAAGUGGAUGGAGCAGGAGGAGGGCCAGCGGCUGCCGGUGCUGAGGGGGAUGAAGAGGUGUAGGGAGGGGAUGGAACGGUGGUUGGAGGCGAAUUGCGAGAGGGGCGUUGGCUUGAAGGGAUUGGUUAGGAGGAUGGAGGAGAGGGUGGGCGCGAAGAAGGGGAGGUUGAGUUCUUAG
Molecule: messenger RNA, 3681 nt
Organism: Lasiodiplodia theobromae
Lineage: Eukaryota; Fungi; Ascomycota; Dothideomycetes; Botryosphaeriales; Botryosphaeriaceae
Product: Checkpoint protein kinase
Exons: 3
Coding region: 1-3681 (1226 amino acids)
Biological process (GO): mitotic spindle assembly checkpoint signaling; protein phosphorylation; meiotic sister chromatid cohesion, centromeric
Molecular function (GO): ATP binding; protein kinase activity
Source: RefSeq, a predicted model, not a curated record